Messenger RNA from Petromyzon marinus (sea lamprey), 817 nucleotides. RefSeq names its product ribosomal protein L18 (gene RPL18). Lineage: Eukaryota; Metazoa; Chordata; Hyperoartia; Petromyzontiformes; Petromyzontidae. Gene Ontology annotation, cellular component: ribosome; cytosolic large ribosomal subunit. The record is from RefSeq and is a predicted model, not a curated record. Gene Ontology annotation, biological process: translation. Gene Ontology annotation, molecular function: RNA binding; structural constituent of ribosome.
CUCCCCCACCCCGCCCAAACCGUCACUACCCACAAAUCCCUCGCUGCGCUCUUCCCCCCCCCUUCCCCCCCACCCCGUUCUCCCUCCCUUUCCCGCGCAGGCAAGAUGGGUAUCGACAUUCGCCAUAACAAGGACCGUAAGGUUCGGCGCACGGAGCCGCGGAGCGAGGACAUCUACCUGCGCCUGCUCGUUAAGCUCUACCGCUUCCUUGCUCGCCGCACGAGCUCCCCCUUCAACAAAGUGGUGCUCAAGAGGCUGUUCAUGUCUCGUACCAACCGCCCCCCUAUCUCCAUCGCGCGCCUGGUACGUAAGAUGAAGAUGGGCGGUCGAGAGGGGAAGGUUGCCGUGGUGAUUGGUACCAUCACCGAUGACCCCAGGAUCUUCACUAUUCCCAAGAUCAAGGUGUGCGCCCUGCGGGUGACGGCGAAGGCGAGAGACCGAAUUCUGAGAGCCGGCGGGGAGGUCCUCACGCUGGACCAGCUCGCCCUGCUGUCCCCUCGCGGCCAGAACACUGUGCUCCUGUCCGGACCCCGUAAAGGCCGUGAAGCCUACCGCCACUUUGGACCGGCACCCGGCGUUCCACACUCGCACACAAAGCCGUACGUUCGCUCCAAGGGCCGCAAGUUUGAGAGGGCUCGGGGUCGCAGGGCGAGCAGAGGCUACAAGAACUGAGCGCUGUGUGGGGGCGGUGACGGUGGCAGUGUGGUGGCGGUGGUGACGGUGGCAGUGUGGUGGUGGUGGUGGUGGGCCCUGCUGCUGCUGCUGCUGUCUCCUGCGGCACCGCCCAACAAUAAAGACGUUCCGGUUCACAACAGCA